CACUGUGUGGAUCAGUUCCACAGGCACUAACUCAGUGGGAUAUGACAUUCAUGAACAUUGACUUACUGAAGUAAGUGCCAUCUUUGUAGUUGCAUCGAUAUGUUGGGCCCAGGAUAGAUCCUCAGAGAUAUUGACAUCCAGAAACUUGAAAUUACUUACACUUGCCACUUCUGAUCCCUCUAUAAGGACUGGUGUGUGCUCCCUUGUCUUACCUUUUCUGAAGUCCACAAUCAGUUCUUUGAUCUUCCUGACGUUGAGUGUAAGGUUGUUGCUGCAACUCUACUUACUAGCUGAUAUACCUUGCUCCUGUAUGCCCUCUUGUCACCAUCUGAAAUUCUGCCAACAAUAGUUGUGUCGUCAGCAAUUUUAUAGAUGGCAUUUGAGCAGUGCCUAGCCACUCAGUCAUGGGCUUAGAGAGACUAAGCACCUAUCCCCGAGGUGUGCCAUUGUUCAUUGUCAGCGAGGUGAAAAUGUUAUUUCUGGUCUGCAGAUUUAAGUUUUCCAGGUAGAAAGUCGUGGAUCCAGUUGUAGAGGAAUGUAUGAAGACCCAGGUUUUGGAGCUUUUUGACCAGAAAUGUAGGAAUAAUUGUGUUAAAUGCUGAACUGUAGUCAAUAAGCAGUAUCCUGACAUAAGUAUGAGUAUUGUCCAAGGCUGUGUGAAGAGCCAAUGAGAUUGCAUCAGCAUUAGACCUGUUGUGGUGAUGGGUAAAUUGCAGUUUGUCCUUGUCCAAGGGGAUCUGUCAUCCUGUUUCAUCACUGCUUUUGUUUAAGUCUAGUCAUUGAAUAUGAUGAAGAUAUUUGGCUGUGCAGGGAUUAUAAGAUCAUUCAUAACUGCAUAUUGGGUGAGUAGAUUGUGAUCAAGAGCUGAAAUCAAAGGGCUCUACAACAGCAGUCGAAUCGUACAAUGAAGUUGAACUCCAGGUGUGAAGUGAAUGCAUUAAUGUGAGGGAACUACUUGAAUAGUUGAUUUCAACAGGCAAAACUAAUCAAUGGAAUGGAAGUGAAAUCUGUCUGGAGUCACUGAGCUCAAGUAUUUAGAACAUAGAAUUGUACAGUAAAAUUCAGGUCCUUGGAGGGUCCAUGAUGAUGUGCCAACUUUUUCACCUAUUCCAAAAUUGAUCUAACCCUUUCCUCUCACAUAGCCCUCCAUUUUUCCUUCAUCCCUGUGCCUGUCCAAGUCUCUUAAAUGCCUUACGAACCUGAUUGAAUUUGAGGAUGUAACUAAACAUAUUGAUGAAGGAAGAGCUGUAGAUGUAGUGUUUAUGGAUUUCAGGAAGGCAUUUGAUAAGGUACACCAUGCAAGGCUUAUUGAAAAAGUAAGGAGGCAUGGGAUCCAAGGGGACUUUGCUUUGUGGAUCCAGAACUGGUUUGCCCACAGAAGGCAAAGAGAGGUUGUAGACGGGUCAUAUUCUGCAUGAGGUUAAUCACCAGUGGUGUGCCUCAGGGAUCUGUUCUGGGACCCUUAUUCUUAAUGAUUUUUAUAAAUGAUCUGGAUGAGGAAGUGGAGGGAUGGGUUAGUAAGUUUGCUAAUGACAGGAAGGUUGGAGGUGUUGUGAAUAGUGUGGAGGGCUGUCAGAGGUUACAGCAAGACAUUGUUAAGAUGCAAAACUGUGCUGAGAAGUGGCACCUGGAGUUCAACCCAGAUAAGUGUGAAGUGGUAAAUUUUGGUAGGUCAAAUAUGAUGGCAGAAUAUAGUAUUAAUGGUAAGACUCUUAGCAGUGUGGAGGAUCAAUGGGAUCUUGGGGUCCGAGUCCAUAGGAGCCUUAAAGCAACUGCGCAGGUUGACUCUGGUUAAGAAGACAUAUGGUGUAUUGGUCUUCAUUAAUUGUGGAAUUGAAUUUAGGAGCCAAGAGGUAAUGUUGCAGCUAUAUCGGACCCUGGUCAGACCCCACUUGGAGUACUGUGCUCAGUUCUGGUCUCCUCACUACAGGAGGAAUGUGGAAGCCAUAGAAAGGGUGCAGAGGAGAUUCACAAGGAUGUUGCCUGGAUUGGGGAGCAUGCCUUAUGAGAAUAGAUUGUGUGAACUCAGCCUUUUCUCCUUGGAGCGACCUGAUAGAGAUGUAUAAGAUGAUGAGAGGCAUUGAUCGUGUGGAUAGUCAGAGGCUUUUUCCAAGGGCUGAAGUGGUUGCCACAAGAUGUCACAGGUUUAAGGUGCUGUGCAGUAGGUACAGAGGAGAUGUCAGGGAUAAGUUUUUUACUCAGAGAUUGGUGAGUGCGUGGAAUGGGCUGCUGGCAAUGGUGGUGGAGGCAGAUACGACAGGGUCUUUUAAGCGACCUUUGGAUAGGUACAUGGAGCUUAGAAAAAUAGAGGGCUAUCAGUAGGCCUAGUAAUUUCUAAGGUAGGGACAUGUUCAGUACAACUUUGUGGGCCAAAGGGCCUGUAUUGUGCUGUGAGUUUUUUGUGUGUUUCUAUGUCCCUAAUGUAUCUGUCUCUACCAUCACCCACCAUAUGCUGUGUUUAAAAAAAACUACCUCUGACAUUAACCCCUCUCCCCCGUACUUUCAAGUUAUGUCCUUUGCAUUUGCAGUUUCUGCCCUCCGAUAGUUUCUUGCUGCCCACUCUAUCAAUGCCUUUUAUCAUUGUAUACACCUCUACCAAGUCACCUCUCAUCAUACUUCACUCCAAAGAGAAAAGCCCUGCCUCAUUCAACCUAUACUCAUAAAACAAUGCUCUUUAAUCCACACAGCAUCUUGAUAAAUCCCCUCUGCACUCUCAAGCUUCCACAUCCUAUGAUGAGGUGACCUGAAAUGGACACAAUACUCCAAGUGUAGCCGAACCAGAGUUUUUUAUAGAGCUGCAACAUUACCUUACAACUCUUGAACACAGCUCUAAGUCUAAUAAAGAACAAUACACCAUACACCUUCUUAACCAGCUGUGCAACAAAUCUGACGGAUCUAUAGACUUGGACCCCAGGAUACUACUGUUCCUCCACAAUGCUAAGAAUCCUGCCGUUAACCCUGUACUCAUCCUUCAUUUAAUUACUUCAAACCUUUCUGGGAUGAACUCCUGCCACUUCUCAGCCCAGCUCUGCAUCCUUUCAGUGUCUCAUAACCUAUGACAACCCACACUAUCCACAACACCAACCUUCAUUUCUACAGACUUACUAACCCACCCUUCCACUUCCUCAUCCAGGUCAUUUAUAAAAAUGGCAAAGAGCAGAGGUCCCAGAACAGAUGCUUGCUGAACACCACUGACAACAAUCAGAAUAUACUCCCAUCUACUGCCACCGUCUGCCUUCUGUGACAAGCCAAUUUUGAAUCCACACAGUCAAGUUUCCCUGGAUCCCAUGCCUCCUGAAUUUCUGAAUGAGCCUGACAUGGGGAAUUUUGUGGAACACCUUUCUAAAAUCCAUAUACACCACAUCCACUGCUUACUUUCAUUAAUUUAUUUUGUUGCUUCCUCAAAGAACUCAAUUAGCCUCAUGAGGCUCGACCUGGCCCUCACAAAACCAUGCUGACUAUCCCUAAUCAAAGUAUUCAUUUGUUGGAGACAGUUUAUCUUUGCCCAAAGAUGGUAGGUUCAUGAGAAAAUGGUACAAGGAUCCACAACCUUCAGCUUUGUCAGUCUGCUGAUGAUUGUAGAAUACAAUCAUUCAGCUAGGCCUGGGCAUUCUCUAGGAUAUUACUAGUAAUACUGGGUAGUAACUGCAGUUCAAUGCAGGUUGGCACUUCCAUCGUAUCCUGGAUAAUGGACUACCUGGUUGGCAGAACACAGUUUGUGCGGCUUCAAAGCUGUGUGUCAGCUAUGAGCAGCACUGGGGCCCCACAGGGGACUGGAUUGGCUCCUUUCCUGAUUACCCUGAAUACCUUGGACUUUAGAUACAACACUGAGUCAUGUCAUCUGCAGAAAUUCUCUGAUGACUCAGCAGUAGUUGAGUGACACGGAAGAAUAGGAGGAUGAAUACAGGGCCCUGGUGGAGAACUUUGUCAAAUGGUGCAAGCUGAAUCGUCUGCAACCUAUCAGUAAGGUGAAAGAGAUGGUGAUGAAACUAGGAAGACUAAGCCUGCAUUGCUCCCUGUUACUAUUGAUGGUGAGUAUGUGGAUAUGGUGAGGACCUCAAGUACCUGGGGGUGCACCUGGUUGACAGACUUGAAUGGAGCAUCAACACAGAGGCUGGGUACAAGAAGGGCCAGACUUGCCUCUACUUCCUGAGGAGACUGAGGUCCUUUGAAAGUUGUAGGGCUCUUCACAAGGUCUACUAGUCUGUUGUUGCCAGUACAAUCUUCUAUGCAUUGGUGUAUUGCGGCAAUGACAUCAACACGGGUGAUGCCAACAGGCUCAAUAAGCUGAUUAGAAAGGCUGGCUCUGUUAUAGGAGUCAAAUUGGACACACUGGAGGCUGUGGUAGAACAAAGGACCCUACGUAUAAUCCUGGCAAUUCUGGACAAUGUUUCUCACCCUCUGCUUGCCUCCUUGGCUGAACAGAGGAGCACUUUUAGUAAUAGACUAAAACAACUGUGCUGCUCUAAAGUGCACUGUCUGAGGUCAUUUGUACCCCAGUCAUUAGGCUCUAUAAUGAGUCAAUCUAUAGCCAGGGAAGUGAUGACCCCCCUCCUGUUAGAUUGUUUGAGGUAUCUUUUUUUUAUUCUUUCUUUCUUUUCUUUUGUAUAUCUGUGCACUUGUAAUGUUACUGUGGCACUGUAAUUUCCUUUGAGAUCAAUGAAAUAUGUAAAUUAUCUAUCUAAUGCUACACAAGUACUAGAAGAAUGAGGAGCAAUUUAACCAGCUGCCUCUGAUGUACAAGGAUAUAACCAUAGCACCAUGAGUCACUUUUAUAAUGACCAAAAUGUAAUGGAAUCACAUCGAAAGUGUCAACCUCUAUCCACCCCCACCAAGGCUGAGGGUUUCUGCAAAUAUUGUAUAUUUUCCCAAGUUGACCUUGUGCUCCUUUUGUUUCGCUCUAAGGUUCUAUCUCCAAGCAGACUCUCACUAUGGCACCUGUCUUUCACGCUUGUUUUGUUUUCCCCAGGAGACCUCUCUCUGUCUUCAGAUUAUUAUUCCCGUCAAACUAUCUGGCAACUAUCUUUCCUCUCUGAUAUCCCUCCCGUCUGCCUGCCUCGCUGAGAGAACUCUUCCCGGAGAUCACUCACUCUUUGAGGCUCUGAAGUCCCACUCUCCCACCUGCUUUUUUUUCAACGGUAUCAUCCUGCAACUGACUCCAUGCAGGAUCGUUUUCUCAGUUGAGUAGCUGAAGGAAGCGGGUGCAUUCGGCCUUGACUUAGUAUAUGUGGUUUUGGUACAGAUUGAGGAAGUGAAAAUAACCUGCGAUGAAGACAUAUGACGGAGUUCCCGUCAUUAGGGGAAAUUUAAUAGAAACGCGAGACUUGUUCAGUUUUGGAACUGAACGGAAAGUCCUGGUUGAACCUCCUUCGGGACCUCUGCUCUAACAUUGCUAAAUGGGCGCUCUAGGCUUCUGCCAGGCGGGUGGCUAUCCGGUCUACGUGCUCUGCUGCCUCCUCGUUACCUACCUCCUCAACCAACUUGAUCGCUAUGUCCUCGCCAUUGUGGUCCUGCCCCUGGCCCAGGAGCUUGAGUUUGGUGAUAGGAGUUGUCUCCCUGUAGACGGCGCGGAGAGGGGCGCCUUGCGGCAAUGCCGUAACGCCAGUUCUCAGGAGAGCUGCCUAGCCCUCCAGAAUGAGAACAAGACACAAUUAUGUCAAUGGAACUAUGAUGGGACUGGAUGGGAAUAUCAGAUCAUCGCUGGACCUGUCUUUGUCCUUAUUUACACCUUCACAGGGGUUUUCACUGGCUUCGUGGCUGACUCUGUGAAUCGGAAGCAUUUCCUGUCAGCCAGUCUCUUUCUCUGGAGCCUUAUGACUUUGCUGAUGGGGUUUGCCAAGCAUUACUGGCAGCUGGUACUGCUGCGCUUUGGGCAAGGGAUCAGUGAGGCUGGAUGCACACCGUUUGCAAUCAGUCUGAUUGUGGACUACUUCCCAAAAGUGAUUCGAGGCUCAGCCAUUGGCUUCUAUAACUGGGGGAUCUACGCUGGCUAUAGUGUCUCGUAUGCUGUCGGCAACUAUGUCACCAGGGCCAACAUCCUGGGGCAGGGCUGGAGGUGGUCCUUCUUCCUCAGUGCUGUCCCGGGGUUUGUUGUUUCCGUCGUCCUGCUGCUGACAGUCCGUGAAGUUCCAUCCAGGAAGGAAAGUGACUUCAACCCACUCCUUACCACAACGGGAAGGCUCACCCUCAGACAGAAACUUCUGCAGGGCGUGCAGCCGUUCCUGAAACCCUCGCUCCUGCUCUUCUCUCUUGCUGGCUCCGUCAGGAAUGCAGGAGGGUAUGUUUGGGCCUACAAUACCCAAACGUAUUUCAAUCUGUACUACAACGGUGUGGAUGUGGGCCGCUGGUUGUCAUGGAUACCGUUGGUUGGGGGCUGCAUUGGAGCUGUGGCUGGAGGGUUUAUUUCUGAUCAACUAGUCAAAAAUAAAGGCUUAUACGCACGUGUCUGGGUCUUGGUCUUCAGUCAGGUAGCAGCAGCUCCCUUUGUCGCUGGGGCCCUUUGGCUGAAACCUCCCUAUGCCUUCCUCUCUUUGAUCCCAGCCAAUAUAAUUGGUGAGAUGGGGAUUGGGGUCGCACUGACUAUCGUCGUGGAGCUGGUCUCACCUGCAGUUCGCACUCCUGUGGUGGCCAUCUACAUCUUCAUCAUUUCCAAUAUUGGUGGGAAUGCCCCACUGCUGGUCACUCCUCUAACCAGGCAUUGGAAUCUGCGGUUUGCCUUGCUGAUCUUGUGUCCUGGUUUGUACAUUGCUGGGUCCUUGCUUUUCCUCCUUUCCCUCGUUAUAAUCCGCUGGGAAGAGAAGAAGGCCUCUAAGGAGGAAUUGCGCCCACUGCUGGGAUUUGAGAGGGUGGUCUUUGAACAUGGAUCUAUGAGGGAGCUGGAGCAUCAUGACGACAGCUGAUAAUUUUCCUGGAGGAAUACUCUAUCGGACCCUGCCUCAAGGAAUGGACUUCUUGGGGGGGAGGGGGUUGUGUGCAGGGGUCAGUGUAGUUGUUUGGGGGAGGGGAGAAUUAGCCUAAUGCACUGUGAACUCAGUCUGAGAUGCUGCAGCAUGAAUCAUACAGCACAAAAACAGGCCCUUCGGCCCACUAUGAAGAUCCCCUGCUAUCCAGGAAGAUGCAAAUUAAUGUAAUGUUAUGUUCAGAAAUGAUUGCAUUAUCAGUGAAGUAAUUAUUUGGAAAUCUGGAACAAGCUUCAGAUUUCCAGAGAGCAUUUUCUGUAACAGACACUGUAGGUUACCAGCCCAAGGUCAAUAACACCUGGCUCUCUCAGUCUGUUCUUUGUGUUUGCUGCUACCUGUGCUAUUUUCUGUAUUUGCAUCUCCCCAUCUCUCUGCUCGCCCGUGGUUCUCAGUUCCCGAUGGCGGGUUGGUGCAGCGCUUAGUGCUGCUUCCUUCCAGCUUCAGGUGACCUGGCUUCGAUCCUGGAUCGGCGGCUGGGGUGCACUGUGUCCGGAGUUUGCCCACUCUCCCUACAAUGAGCUUUUGUAAAGCUCCAGUGAUCUUAGCACAGUUCUGACCAUGAAUACUGUCUGUGAGAAGUUUGCAUGGUCUCCCUAUGACUGUGUGGAGUUCCUCUGAUUUUGUCCUAUAUCCUGUGGUUUGGUGACUGGCUCCUCGCAUGCGGGUCAGUGGUAGAAUCUGUAGAGGAGUGGGCGGGAAUAUGGGGAACAUAAAAUGUAAAUGGAUGCCCUGUUGGUCAGCGUAACCAUGAUGGGCUGAAGGGCCGGAUUCUGUGCUGGGCGAUCUAUGAUUUAAUUUGCUACUAUAGGUUAUCCCUUGGGUUUGCAGAAAAGAAUCAAGAGAGAGUGAGUUUUCAGCUCCAGGGGAAUCAGGAGAGGAAGAGUGGGCUGAGAUCACCCUGCCAAAUGUACUAAGUGAGCUUUUAGCUGAUAAAGGUCAUCACUGAACAGCAACAAUGCUUCUCUGCACCGAAUGUUCCCGUCCCAGUGAGGGAAAGUGCUGGAGUUAUCUGCUGUUGUGUCUGCUGCCUGCGUAAAAAAAAGUUUUCCUGAAUUUUAUUGUUUGACUUGGAUCUCAAAUAUUAAACUUGUUUUGCUGGCUCUGUCAUAA
This is a messenger RNA of Hypanus sabinus (Atlantic stingray), 8069 nucleotides long. RefSeq names its product probable galactarate/D-glucarate transporter GudP. The record is from RefSeq and is a predicted model, not a curated record. NCBI's taxonomy places the organism in Eukaryota, Metazoa, Chordata, Chondrichthyes, Myliobatiformes, Dasyatidae. Gene Ontology annotation, molecular function: transmembrane transporter activity. The transcript is spliced from 9 exons. Gene Ontology annotation, biological process: transmembrane transport. Bases 5397 to 6899 code for a protein of 500 amino acids. Gene Ontology annotation, cellular component: membrane.